AUGGCAGCUGGUCUGAAAGAAGGUUCCAGGGAUGUUCUUGGUGACAAGUACCUCAUGCACUUGUGUGUGUUCAACGGUAUCGGUUGUCUCGUAUCGGCUAUGGUCUGGUACUUCUUCGUGUUUCAACUCAUCAUCGACUCGACUUUUUACAAGGACCAGUUCAACCGCUGCUCGGAGAACGACUUGGGUCGCACAUGUUGGCAAAUGGGACUUUGUGUGUAUUUCUUGAUCGCUGGAGGUGUAUUGUAUCCGGUGCUGGCUGUGCUGGUGAUUACGCACGUGACGAACAAGUUCAGACGCUUCCAGCAGCUUCUACGUCGGAUGUACGAGACGACAACAGUGGUGGACGUCCCAGCUCCGGUGGUGGAUAUGAAGUCCCAAGUGGUAUCAGGCAGAAGAAACGAGACGCAAAUGUCGGCCGAGGUGGCUCUUGAUGUUGAGGAAUAUCUCGAAUCCACCAAGCUAGCACCGCUAAAGAGACAUCCGUCCGCUGUAUUAUCGCGGGAUGUCUCCAACGAAGAAGCCGAAGAGCAUAAGGAGAAUGAGUCGGAGGAUAGAAAAUAA
Molecule: messenger RNA, 564 nt
Organism: Phytophthora nicotianae INRA-310
Lineage: Eukaryota; Oomycota; Peronosporomycetes; Peronosporales; Peronosporaceae
Exons: 2
Coding region: 1-564 (187 amino acids)
Source: RefSeq, a predicted model, not a curated record